ACAAGCCUUCCUCAUUUUGAAUUUUCCACCAAAGCUUAGAUGAGUAGGCUUCCUCCAUAGUAGCCAGAUUCUUGAUGCUAAGAUUGCCAGCAUCCUUUGGGAGGCAAAGUUUAGUCCAGCCUCUCCAGUGAUAUUUGGGCCAACCAUUUUGUUGGCCCCAAAAGAAAUUAGCCAUCCUUGCGUUUAGAGAUUUGUGAAUGCUUUUGGGAAGGGUAUUGACUGCCAGGAUGUGCAAGGGAAUAGAAGAUAGGACGUGUUUGAUCAAGAUAAGACGCCCCAUCUGGUUGAGAGUUUUGCUGUACCAGGAUGAGAGGUGCUUGUCAAAGUGGUCCAGCAGUGUUUGUCAAAGCGGCUUUGGCGGUGGCAUGGAAAAUAUUGAAGUGGUUAUGGUUAGAGCCAAAAGCGUUGGAGAAGAAACUGAGAAAAGAGGGGUUCCGUGGCAACCCUUACAGCCCGCCUUUGGGAGACCUCAAAGAGACCCUCUCGUUGAUGGAAGAAGCCAAUUCCAAGCCCAUCAGUUUCACCCACAACACUUUGCCCAGACUUGCCAUUCCUUGACAAAAAACCAUCACCAAAUAUGGAUGGAUACCCUAACCGACGAUGCCAAUCUUGAGAGGAAAGCACAUGUGAUCGGGCAGAAGGUGAAGACACGACAUGGAAAGAAUGCCUUUAUGUGGAUGGGGCCAACACCAGAGGUACUAAUUAUGGAACCUGAAAUGAUUAGGGAGAUAUUCUCCAAACACACGCCCUUUCAAAAGCCUCCAAGUAACCGAGUGAUUAAGUUGUUUGCCCAAGGAGUAGCAAUGUACGAGAAAGACAAAUGGGCUAAGCAUAGAAAGCUUCUCAAUCCAGCCUUUCACAUGGACAAGUUGAAGCAUAUGGUACCAUCAUUUUAUGUGAGUUGUUUGGAGAUGCUAAGCAAAUGGGACAACAUCAUUGGAACAGACGAAUUUGACUUGAACGUAUAUCCUUAUCUUAAAGCACUCACAGCUGAUGCAAUUUCUAGAGCUGCUUUUGGAAGUAGCUAUGAUGAAGGAAGAAAGAUAUUUGAACUUCAAAAAGAACAAGGAGAGCUGGCUAUUCAAGUGGCUCGCUCUCUAUAUGUUCCUGGUAUGAUAUUUCUACCAACAAAGACCAACAUGAGGAUGAAGCAAAUAUUUAACCAAGUGAGAUCUCUGAUACUAGGCAUUAUUGAUAAAAGAAUCAAAGCAAUGGAAGAAGAGGGAGCUAGAAGUGACGACUUGUUGGGUAUAAUGCACUUAGACUGGCAAGAACGUGCUCGAGAAGAGGUUAUUCAAGUCAUUGGUAUAACUCAAGAGCCUGACUUUGUGAAGUUAAAUCAACUCAAAAUUGUAACUAUGAUCUUGAACGAGGUUUUGAGGUUGUAUCCACCGGGGAUUAUGUUUGGUCGAAUGCUUCAAGAAGAUACCAAGUUGGGAAACAUGACUUUACCGAGUGGAGUCCAGCUGAUAAUGCCACUUAUUCUUUUGCAACAAGAUGAGGAAAUGUGGGGUGUGGAUGCAAAGGAUUUCAACCAUGAGAGGUUCAGCGGAGGAAUUAGUAAUGCAACCAAAGGAAAAUUUUGUUUCUUCCCAUUUGGAUGGGGACCUCGGAUAUGCAUUGGGCAAAACUUCUCCAUGUUAGAGGCCAAGAUGGCUUUCAGUAUGAUUCUACGCCACUAUGCUUUUGAGUUGUCCCCAUCUUAUGCUCAUGCUCCUCAAACUGGAACAACUCUUCUUCUUCAAUAUGGUGCUCAGUUAAUUCUUAGAAAAAUAAGAGAAUAAUAAGACGGAGACCUGCUAACUUUUAUGCAUAAUCACGUACUAAAACUUAUAGUAAAUAAGAAAUUUAUACCUUUCUCCGUAAGCGGUAAAAACGAAGAAAUCGUAGGAAGAGCGUUGAAAGUGCAAACGUAACCGUUCAAGCGUCCGGUCUCCAACUUUGACACACGAACAACACCGGAGUCUACCACAAUCUUUAUGCUAGUAAAGAUUAUAGUAGUAUAAAAUAUAAAGAUUAAAAUUUGGGAUAAUAA
Molecule: messenger RNA, 2035 nt
Organism: Cuscuta campestris
Lineage: Eukaryota; Viridiplantae; Streptophyta; Magnoliopsida; Solanales; Convolvulaceae
Source: the annotation of a GenBank genome assembly